AUGGUAUUUGGGAGACAGAGUUUAGUGAAGGACAGUGAGAACAUGAGAGAUCCAGAGCCCUGCAGAAUGAAACGCACUGAAGAACAAACAGGUUGGUGUUUAUUCCUGAUGCUUUGUGAUCAGUGCGGGAAGAGUUUCAGACAACAUAUAACCCUUAAAAGGCACAUGUUUAUCCACACUGGAGAGAAGCCAUAUGAAUGUGAUCAAUGUGAGAAACCUUACAUGUGUUCACACUGUGACAAGAUAUUCAGUCGUUCAGGUCAUCUGAAAACACACGAGAGGAUCCACACUGGAGAGAAACCUUACAUGUGUUCACACUGCGACAAGAUAUUCAGUUGUUCAGGUCAUCUGAAAACACACGAGAGGAUCCACACCGGAGAGAAACCGUAUCGCUGCACUGCAUGUGGGAAGACUUUCACUCACUCAUCAACAUCUACGAAGGCAUGCCAAAACUCACAUUAA
Messenger RNA from Sinocyclocheilus rhinocerous, 462 nucleotides. Its product is annotated as zinc finger protein 431-like. The transcript is spliced from 4 exons. Gene Ontology annotation, molecular function: RNA polymerase II transcription regulatory region sequence-specific DNA binding; DNA-binding transcription factor activity, RNA polymerase II-specific. Gene Ontology annotation, cellular component: nucleus. Bases 1 to 462 code for a protein of 153 amino acids. Gene Ontology annotation, biological process: regulation of transcription by RNA polymerase II. NCBI's taxonomy places the organism in Eukaryota, Metazoa, Chordata, Actinopteri, Cypriniformes, Cyprinidae. The record is from RefSeq and is a predicted model, not a curated record.